Messenger RNA from Sus scrofa (pig), 1820 nucleotides. Lineage: Eukaryota; Metazoa; Chordata; Mammalia; Artiodactyla; Suidae. The record is from RefSeq and is a predicted model, not a curated record.
AUGAAACAGCCUCACGAGAGGGAUUCGCCCGCCGCCGCGCCGAAAACGUGUCCCGGUCGAAGACGCUGCCCGACCCCUCACCGCACCCACGCGCGCCUCGCGCUCACCCAGGCCGCGUCUCUGAGCGCCCCGCCCCCGGCGCCCUGGCCCCACACCUCGCCCCGGCCCCUGCUCCAGCCCAGCCAGGGCUCCCGCGCCGCGCGGGGACCACCCCCUCCCAACAGAGCCAAUCAGCAGAGCCUCAGGGGGCGGAGCCGCAAGCACCAGCCCGCCUGUCUUGGCGUCAGUUGGCCCACCCAGCCGUCGUUCAGAAGGUCGCGCCCCACUCCCGCCUUCCUCUCUUCCCUCCACCCUCCCCUUCAAGAACAAAACAAAACAAAACGGCGGUUGGGCCGCUGCGGCUGCCAACGACGGGCGGGAAGCGGAGGGGAGAGGAGCCGGGGAGCGAGGGAAGGAGGGACUGCAGGGAGGAGGAGGAUGCGAAGGAGGAGGAGGGGAGCGGCCCAGCCGGAGCCAUCUCCGCCAAGAACAAAAUGGCGGCGCUGGCGGAGGGCCAACUGUGAGGCGGGGCCGCGGCCGGCCCCCUCCGCCCCCACCCUCGCGCCGGCCCGACCGGUCAGGGGGAGCCCGCUCGCUUCGCCCGGCCGCGGGCGGGGAGGGGAGGGGAGCGGCCCGGCCCACUAUGCAAAGCGGCCGGCGCCACCGCCCCGUGGCAAAGUUUCCUCAUCUGCAAAAUGUGGAAGAAGAAAAAAGAAAGAAGGAAGAAGGAAGAAGGAAGAAGAGGAAGAGGAAGAGGAAGAAGAAGAAGAACUUACCUCAACAGGUCCUUGGGAGAAUUAAACCAAGGAUCCAGGUUAAGGUGCUUAGAGCCCUUAGUGCCGAGAUGCUUGCUAUUGUUUGCUGCUAACACAAAGGUCUUCUAGGAGCCCGUGAGAGCAUGUGUAAAUUCCUGGGCCAGGGAUUGAACCUGUGCAACAGCAGCAAUCCAAGCUGCUGCGCUGACAAUGCCAUAUCCUUAACCUGCUGCGCCACAAGGAAACUCCAGCAAAUGCCUUUUUUAGGGAAGAGGGCAGCAGAAAGAUGGGGACAGGACAUCAGAAAAUGCUAUGAUUGUUUUUUAUUUUGACAAGAGUAACAAGGAAUCCCCCUACCACUCCGCUUCAUGUAAAAACACGUCUGGCAUCGUGAGCAGCAGUCCUCAGCGGAAGGUGACUGAGCCCCAGGAGCCCAGAAAGAAUCUUCAGCCACUGCUUCUGUGCUCCCUUCCUGUGUUCAGAGCCACUGGCCAUGACCACAGAUUCACCUUCUGAUUCUGUCUUGUUCUCUCUCUUUUUAUCUCUUUCAAGGCUUCAGUAAUACAGCAGAAGGAUCACUGUGUUGAAAGCAAGGACAAUCCUCAUAAGCAUAACCUUGGGGUGAACUCAGGAAGGCACACAAUAAAUUAAAGCAGACCCUGUCUCUUCGGAGGGUGUGCAGUGACCUCCAGGGUGGAGGCCAGAUCUGUCAGCACAGGUGUGGUGCUGGGGCCGCUGUGGGGAGGGGGAGCCCCUCCUUUAGGCAGUCGUGUGGCCCACAGGCCGAGCCAUCGGUAGGACCGAGUCCUCCCUUCUGCUCCUGCGCAGCCAGAAGGAGGAUGGUCCCCAUGGUGCUUGCUGGAGCCACAGCAGGGUUUGCACAAACCAUCUGGAUGGACGCCCCUCUUGAGCACUGGUGGCAAUUAGUCCACAGGACGCCCUCUACUGUUGACCUCAGUAAAUCACUUGGCAAACAUAAAACUGGAGGUUCUUGCUCAGUAAAACAAUAAAGUGCUUUUGAUGAGA